AAAGCCAUAUGUGGUGUUAACAUUGCUUAUCUCUAUGUUUUAAUAAGCUACAAUUUCCAUCAAACAGCACAAUCUGUAUUUGAUAUUUGUUAUCCGUGUACAACGCGCUGUAUGAUGCACAUCCCAACGUGGAACUAAAUAUAGCUUGCUUCCGGUGCUACGUUCACAAAACUACUGUGGUUAGUGACGGUCAGGGCCUACAACAGUGAUCAGUAUCAUCAGCACCUCGUUGUUGCACAACUAAAACCCGAGGUUCUCGUUGCUUCGAUUAGUGUACGUCUUACACGUGCUUAAAAAGUCACUUAUUACCAAAGGGAUAUUAAUAAAAUGAGCAACUGGCCGCACAAUCCGUACCCGGGAGGCGUUCCUAUGCCAGGAGCUUAUCCAACCGCUCCUCCAGGAGCGAUGCCGUAUCCUGCAGCCCAGCCUUAUCCACCUGGUCAGCCUGCUUAUUACCCACCACCAGGUCAGCCCGCACCCGGUUUCGGCUAUCCUCCCCAGCCUGGUUAUCCAGCCCACGCCGCACCGGCGCCAGGCGGAUAUUAUCCGGCUGCCGCUCCACCAGCUGCACAAUACAACGCUUAUCCUCCGCCUGUCCAGCCCGGCUACCAGCAACCACCACCAGCAGCGGCCUAUCCGAAUCUUCCCCACGCCGCACACGCUCCACCACCGGCAAUGGCGCAAGGAAUGGUACAGGUGCAAACUGUCCCGGACGAACCCACCGUGCGGGCUUGUAGCAGCUUCAAUGCCGAAAGCGAUGCAAAGUGUCUUCAUACUGCAAUGAAGGGUUUCGGAACGGAUGAAAAAGCGGUCAUCGACAUCCUGGCCAAUCGCAGCAAUGCCCAGAGACAGCAAAUUGGUGUAACGUACAAAACUAUGUACGGAAAGGAUUUAAUAAGCAAACUCAAAUCGGAACUUAGUGGAAAACUGGAAGAUACUGUUGUGGCGCUCCUUCAGACGCCGGAUGUAUAUGACGCUUACAGUUUACACGAUGCUAUUGCCGGACUGGGAACAAAAGAUGACGCCUUGAUCGAAAUUAUUUGCAGCCGGACAAAUGCUGAACUUCAGGCAAUUAAACACGCCUAUAAAACAAUAUUCAAGAAGGAACUGGAAAAGGACGUCAGUGGCGAUACAUCGGGACAUUUUAAGAGGAUUCUGGUUGCUUGCUUAACAGGAAACAGACAGGAAGGACCUUACGUUGACUUAGCCAAGGCAAAGCAAGAUGCCGAGGCCUUAUACAAAGCCGGUCCUAAAAAAUGGGGUACCGACGAAGCCACCUUCAUUGCGGUUUUCGCAAUGAGAAGCCACGCGCAAUUGGCAGUAACUUUUGAAGAGUUUAAGAAGAUUGCCAAUACCGACAUCGAAAAAGUGAUCGCUUCAGAGAUGAGCGGAAACUUUGAGAACACAUUUCUCGCUCUUGCUAAGCUAGUCAAAAACAAACACGCAUAUUUUGCGGAGCGGCUAUACAAAUCCAUGAAAGGAGCCGGAACACACGAUCGCGUUUUGAUUAGAUGUGUUGUUUCCCGCUGCGAAAAGGAUUUAGGCAACAUCAAGCGAGAAUUCCAGCGGAUGUAUGGAAAAACGCUGGAAUCGUUUAUCGCCGGAGAUUGUUCCGGUGACUACAAGAAAAUCCUCCUGGCUUUAAACAUGGUCAGCCGAAUGAGGGAGGCUCGCGAUGAAAUGCGGCGUGAUGUUCGCGAAGUGGAGGGAAAUAUUCGCAAUGACACCAACGAAUUUCGCCGGGAUGCGGCCAGGGAAUUAGAAGAACUGCGCAACCGAAAGGCGGUGUCCGGUCAACACGACUUUGGCUCUGGCAGCGUCCACACUUCGAACAGCCAUCAUGUCGUUCAUCAUGCGGGAUCGGCGCAUGGAGGUGCGAAUCCGUUCGAUGAUCCGCGAAAUUAUCAGGAAACACCAAACAAAUACUCUGUGGCUCCGCGAUAUUACGAGACCACGAAAGUGGACCCUUAUCACACCUACUAUGAACCCGUAAUUAGAGAUGCGGCAUCUUUCAAUCCUGAAGAAGAUGCAAAAGUUUUGCAAAAGGCCAUGAAAGGAUUAGGUACCGACGAAAAAGCAAUCAUCAACAUUCUAACCCGUCGAAGCAAUGCACAACGACAAAUCAUUGCAAGACAGUUUCAGACGAUGUAUAAAAAGGAUUUGAUCAAAGAACUAAAAUCGGAAUUGAGUGGUAAGCUGGAGGAUACCAUUAUCGGAUUAAUGCAGACACCGGAAAUGUUCGAUGCGCACAGCCUGCACAAGGCAAUGGCGGGUUUAGGUACUGAUGAGAAAACGUUGAUUGAAAUCAUCGGCAGCCGAAAUCCACACGAACUAAGCAUUAUCAAACGAGACUAUAAAGCCGAAUUUAAAAACGAUCUGGAAAAGGACAUCAUUGGAGAUACUUCGGGAUUCUUUAAGAACUUGUUGCUGGCAAAAUUAAGAAAUAGCGAAAACCGGGCUAAAAAUGGGAAUGUCUAUGAGAUCUAUCCAAAGCAAGCUUUUCAUGAGGCUCAAGCUUUGUGGGAGACCGGACCCAAGCACUGGAAAAAGGAUGAACCGUUCUUUGCGCCAAUUUUUUCAAACCGUAGCGACGAACAUAUGCGUCAGGUGUUCCAAGAUUACAGGCGCAUUGGACAUAUUGAUAUCGACAAGGACAUUGAAAAAGAAUUGAGUGGCGAUGAAAAGGAUAUGCUUCUGGCUUUUGUCAAGGUGGCGCAAAAUCGCCCAGCUUAUUUCGCCGAAAGAUUGCAUGUGGCCAUGAAAGGUAUCGGAAAUGAUGCGAAAACGGUCAUUCGGAUUAUCGUUUCCCGAGCGGAAAAGGAUCUGGGCAAUAUCAAACGCGAAUACCAACGGAUGUACGGAAAAUCGCUGGAAUCGGUUGUAUCGAGCGAAUUUUCUGGGGAUGAUAAAAAGGUUCUUCUUGGAAUUCUGGAUCAAACCGGUGCAUACAAAUAAGCAAACGGCGCUGCAAAAGUCUUUACCAUUGCGAAGGAAAAUUUCACUGACCCCUAUGUUAACAUACGGCAUUUAUGUUUGAUGUUAUUUUUUGGAUAGUGUACUUGUUUGUCUAUGAUACGCUCACGCGGCAAAUGUGCAAAGUGGUCAUUUCUAAGGUUUUCUGGAAUAUAGCGCAUUCCGCAUACAUAUAUACUACGAUAUAGGCAAAUGUUUAACUGAAUGCUGUCUAUACAAGCCAGUACGCGUCCGUUCUUUUCCCAUAUGAUAUAUAAAAGAAAUGUUACCUUCGUUUUUGACAAUUCAUGCUUUAUCAAUAAAGGUCAUCAGUGUUUUUAUUAA
Messenger RNA from Paramacrobiotus metropolitanus, 3297 nucleotides. RefSeq names its product annexin A6-like. The transcript has 21 exons. Lineage: Eukaryota; Metazoa; Tardigrada; Eutardigrada; Parachela; Macrobiotidae. The record is from RefSeq and is a predicted model, not a curated record. Bases 328 to 2955 code for a protein of 875 amino acids. Gene Ontology annotation, cellular component: cytoplasm. Gene Ontology annotation, molecular function: calcium ion binding; calcium-dependent phospholipid binding.